Naumovozyma dairenensis CBS 421 is the source of this 4149-nucleotide messenger RNA. It is a transcript of the gene RAV1, whose product is annotated as Rav1p. NCBI's taxonomy places the organism in Eukaryota, Fungi, Ascomycota, Saccharomycetes, Saccharomycetales, Saccharomycetaceae. Gene Ontology annotation, biological process: vacuolar acidification. Gene Ontology annotation, molecular function: protein binding. The coding region runs from base 1 to 4149 and encodes 1382 amino acids. The record is from RefSeq and is a predicted model, not a curated record. Gene Ontology annotation, cellular component: RAVE complex. The transcript has a single exon.
AUGUCAUUGAAAUAUUUACCAGGACGUCCCAAUGACACCCAACAAACCAUGUGCCAAACACUUUGGCAAGACCAACUCAUAUUCGCAUAUUGUUCAGGUAACAACUUAAUCAUCCUAUCUAAUGACUUCACCCGAUUACAAACAAUCUAUCUAGAAACAAAGACGGAUUGUCCCACUGUCGAUAUCAAUCCCGAGAAUGGAUUUAUAGCAGUAGCUGUCAAUAAUAAAGUUAACAUAUUCAAACCGAUUCAUCAAGUUAUGAAGACUCCUAAAUGGGUAUUUUGUUGUCAGAUCUACCAUGAUGAUUCCCAAGUAAAUUGUCUCCAAUGGGGACACGAUAAUGGGAUAGUAAUCGGGUCUAAUUAUCUUUCAUUCUGGAAAAUCAGAGAUGAAUUUGGUAGGUUUGUCCCCAUCUUGCUUUGGAAUAAGAGACAACCGAAACCCGUUUACCUCGUGGUGUUGUCAAAUGAUUGUCAAUUGAUUGCAAGUUGUGGGAAGUUCGAUCAUUCUGUUAAGUUAUGGAAAAGGAUUUCAAUUAGUGGAGAACAAGAUAUUUUUAAUUUGACUUUAUUGCCUCAUCCGGAUUAUGUUACUUCGAUGAGAUGGAAGAAAACAGGUCAAUCUGCAUCAGAUGGACCGAAGAUACUUUAUACUUCAUGUGAAGAUAAACAUUUACGAAUAUGGUCCUGUUAUCAACAUGAUUCAGGAACAAUUAAUGUUCAAGCUUGGGGUCAGAUCUCUUUAAAACCGAACCAGAAGUUUUAUCUCAUUAUAGAUUCAUGGAUCAUACAAAACUUCUUGCAAAAGAUGAAGACUCUCGACAGCUAUUUCAUCGAUAAGAAUGUAGAUAUUGCUUUGAUUGGUGAUACAAAUGGCCGGUUCGAAGUCGUGGCAUUGGAAAAUCUUUCAAAUGAUCCACCAAAACCAUUGGUUCAUAAAAAUUUACUCUCCAAAUUGAUUAUUCAUCCUUCCAUUGCAAAAAAUCCCGAUUUCUUAUAUUUCGCUGAAUUACAACCUUACAAUAACGGCUGUGAAAAACUAUCAUUGAUUGCUAACGAUCUGGGUGGCAAAAUAAGGCAUUCCUCAUUAGACUUAUCAAAAUUACUCGAUCAAAAGGAGGAUUCCAAAAAUCAAAUAAUUACAAAACCGAAACAUAAAUUCACAGGACAUAAUAAAUCCAUUCAAAAAUUAAUUAGAAGUAAUGAUGGAGAAGCCAUGCUAACAUUGUCAAGAUUCUCGGAAAAUUGUCUUUGGUAUCCACAACAAUUAUCAGAUGAUUUCACAUCACUAGAGUUGAAAAACAUUAUCAAGACAGAAAAACCAAUAAAAUUAGCAGUCGUUCAAGAAAAGGGUAAUCUAGUUAUAAAUUUAUUAGAAAAUCAUAAAUUACAAGUUUGGGAUUGUCCAAAUAUUCAUCAUAAAUACGGUUCACAUCUUUGUUCAGAAUUAGUCAUCCCUGAAAUACCAGACAUUGAGCCCAUACUAAUGUUAAAUGCACCAGAGAAAAUACAUCAUCAUGAUAGACAUUUCGUUAUGAUCAUUUAUUCAGAUGCAUCAGUGAAAGCAUUUGAAAUUUCAAAAAAAAAUGGAAUCUUAGAAGUGGCAACAGAUUCUUUGAAAACUAAACCUGCUGCAAAUGAAGAUGCUGAGAAUUACGAUUCUGAUAUCUAUCGUAUAUCAACAAUUGAUCCAGUUCAUACAACAAGGUCGAGCAAUAGACCUCUAAUAUCCUUAAUAACGAAAAGUGGUAUCAUAAAAACCUAUAGAGCAAUCGUUAUAGAAGACCAUUCAUCAAAUGGUAUGAACGGGUAUUAUAUCAAAUGGGAAAAAAGUCAUCAUGAAAUUCAAACUGGUAUUGAAAAUGCUUUAUUUGUAAGAGGGUCAUCAACCGGGAAAAUAUGUACAGUUAAUUCUGAGGGGAAUUCAAUGUCAUUGUUUGAUGUAAGGAGGGGCGUAUUGGAGUAUUCUGAAUCAUUCUCGGACAAAAUAUUGGAUAUUGAUUGGACAAGUACUGACUAUGGUCAAAGUAUUGUAUCGAUUGGUUUCACAGGAUAUGCCUUAUUAUAUACACAACUGAGAUAUGAUUAUACAAACAACAAUCCAAGCUAUUUACCAAUUGAGAAAAUCGAUAUAACAUCCCAUACUGCUCAUAAUAUUGGAGAUUCCAUUUGGUUGAAAAAUGCCAUGUUUGUUGUAGCAUCAGGAAAUCAAUUGUAUAUUAAAGAUAGAUCAUUGGAUCUAAAUGACCCUUUCACAAAUAGAUCCAUCGGUUCAAGAGUUCUAUAUUCAAAUGAUAUCAUAAAUUUGUCAAAUGUCAUCAACGGUCCAGUACCAGUUUAUCAUCCGCAAUUCAUUAUUCAAGCAUUAUAUAGCUCAAAAUUACAAUUAGUAAAAGAGCUACUAUUGAGAUUGUUUUUAUUAUUAAGAGAAAUUGAUUUCAAGUCAAAGGAUAUAACGACAUGUUUACCCUCCGAUUUGAACAUUGAACCUAAUAAGUUUUUCAUCAGUAAAAAUAAAGAUUAUCCAGUGGAAAAAUUCCCUGACCCAUAUCCAGAAUUUAAUAGAACUGUAGCUUUAGCCUUGUCAGAGUUACUUACAAGAAUAGCAUUACCAUUUGUCACACGUCAUCAACAAAAGACUUUAAUUACCACUAUAGAAGCUAUGGAGGAAAUAAUGAAAAAUGAAAAUACAGUUGAUUAUAAUGGUAUCAGAUUCCUUUUAGGUGUAAAGUUAUUCAUUGCUCAUAGAGAAAAGCAAAAGACUUUAUUAUUAAGAGAUAUUUCUUGGGCAUUACAUUCAGAUAAUAAAGAAAUUUUAUUAUCACUCCUAGGAAAUCAAGUAAAUAGUUGGGAAAGAGUUGUGGAAUUUAAAUUAGCGUAUUGGGUUAAAGAAAGUAACAUAAUUAGAGUAUUUGAAGAUAUUGCAAAAUUUGAAUUCUCCAAAAAUGAUACUAAAGAUCCAUCAAGAUGUGCAAUCUUUUAUUUAGCAUUGAAAAAGAAACAAAUUUUAUUAAGUUUAUGGAAAAUAAGUAUCGGGCAUCCUGAACAACAAAAGAUGUUGAAGUUUUUAAGUAAUGAUUUUAAUGACCCAAGAUGGAAAACUGCUGCUUUGAAGAAUGCGUUCGUAUUAUUAAGUAAACAUCGUUAUAUGGAUGCAGCAUGCUUUUUCCUCUUAGCAGAUUCUUUAAAAGACUGUAUUAAUGUUCUAUACAAACAGGUUGAGGAUUUGGAUUUAGCCAUUGCAGUCUGCAGAAUUUAUGAAGGUGAUAAUGGCCCAGUCCUUGGUGAUUUCCUCUCAAGUAAAAUUCUACCGGACGCUAUUAUUGAAAAUGAUAGGUGGCUCACGAGCUUCAUUUAUUGGAAACUAAGGAAACAAGAUUUAUCAAUUAAAGCAUUAGUUACAUCACCUAUUGAUUUAGAAAAUAAUUCAGAAUUAGUCGAUAAGACCAAGAUGGUAAACAAAUCAUUCUUAGUGGAAGAUCCUGCAUUGCUAUUUCUAUACGAGCAUUUAAGGAAGCGUAACAUUAAAUAUUUUAUGGGAUCCUUAGAGAUUGGUGAGAAGAUUGAAACACGUCUCAUCUUAAGAGUAGUUGACAUAAUGUGCAGAAUGGGGUGUAACUAUUUGGCAGUUUCUCUAGUUUGUAAUUGGAAAUUUAUUGAUGAAAGGAAAAGUGCUAAAUUUGUUCAAGAAAGUCCCCAAAAGAAUAAUAUGUUUUCUAGUAUUGAUGCGAUGGCUGCUGAACCAAUUAUUACCACAAGAUUUAGACCUAGUCUAUUUGAUAAAUUUAAGGAAUCAGGGUCUACAGAAACCGGUAACUCUACAAAUCCACAUCAACCUAUUUCGACACCAAAUUUAUUAGAUGCAUUUUCAGUAGGAUCGUCUACAACAAAGAGUAUGCUUGACGGUUUCUCAACCGAUACUAAGAGUCAAACUGGAAACUCAAUAAUGUCCUCCAAAAGUAUAUUAGAUGACUUUGUGGAUACAGCAAAAACUGGAAGAAGCGUUAACACAGGAAGUAACAGUAUAUUUGCUGAGAAGAAAUCUGACAAACCACAUAAUGCAUUGGAUGCAGCUGGGACCACUGCUCCAGUAACAAAGAAACUCGCAACAAGUUCUGCACCAAGAAGUUUACUAGAUGAUUUUAUGUAA